AUGAAGGAAGAGAUCAGCUCUCUGAAGGAAAAUGAUACUUACGAAUUAUCAACUUUACCAGAAGGUAAAGCUUCAGUAGGGGGAAAAUGGGUGUACACAACCAAACAAGAUCAGAAUGGCAUAGAGUCCUUUAAGGCCAGAUAUGUAGCGAAGGGUUACAGCCAGGUAAAGGGUAUAGAUUAUCAAGAAACGUUCGCCCCGACAGCCAGUAUUACUUCAAUUAGGGUCUUAAUGCAGUUAGCAAUAAAACAUGAUCUUAUUGUUCACCAGAUGGACGUUAAAACUGCAUAUCUGCAUGCCCCCAUUACUCAAGAGUUAUACAUAGACCAGCCAGAAGGGUUUAAAGAGGUUUCAGAGAGUGGUGAGAGGUUAGUAUAUAGGCUAAAGAAAUCGCUAUAUGGUCUAAAACAAUCAGGUAGAAAUUGGAACAUAUUGUUACACGAGCAUUUAGCAAAUGACUGUGUAUAUAAGAAACAAGUUGAUGAUAAAAUUGUUAUCGUCAUUGUUUGGGUUGAUGACCUAAUUAUAGCUUCAGAUAGUAUGCAGUUAAUGGAAGAAUUUAAAGAAAGUAUGAAGACACAAUUUAAGAUGAAAGAUCUAGGUAGAAUCACUUUCUUCCUUGGAAUGGAUUUUAAGCAAAGCAAGGGUGAAAUAAAAAUUAAUCAGAAAAGAUUCAUUCUUAAAAUACUAGAGAUAUUUGGAAUGAUAGACUGCAAGCCCAGGUUAACCCCAUGUGAGCAACGAUUAGAAUUUAACUGUGGUGAAUUGACCAACGCCAGACAGUAUAGAGAAAUGAUAGGAAGCCUAAUUUAUGCCAUGACCUGUACAAGGCCUGAUUUAAGUUGGAUUGUAAGCAGACGAUCUCAAACUCUGUCAAACCCCAGAACGGGAGAUUUAAUUGCUGCCAAACAUGUCCUAAGGUAUCUAAAGGGUACCGUGGAUUAUGAACUCUGCUUUAAGAAAUCUGAUGCUGACUUGCAGCUCACUGCUUAUAGUGAUUCAGAUUGGGCCUCUUGCCUGGAAGACAGGCGAAGUACUACAGGUUACUGUUGUACUCUAACUGAAGGAGGACCACUGAUUUCAUGGAAGUCGAGAAAGCAACCAACGGUUGCCAUUUCCACUUGCGAAGCUGAAUAUGUAGCUUUAGCAAAUACAGCUCAAGAGUGUUUGUAUCUAACUCAAUUGUUAAACGGUAUGUAUAAGAAAGUACAUCAGAGUAUGAAGGUAAGUGUUGAUAACCAAGGGGCAAUUGCACUAAGUAAGAACCCAGUUAACAGACAACGUUCUAAGCAUAUUGACAUAAAGUACCACUUUGUACGUGAAAUGUAUGUUAAAGGCAUGAUCGAUAUUGUAUAUUGUCCUACCCAAGAUAUGGUAGCUGAUAUCCUAACAAAGCCACCCACAAAAUGUAAACUAGAUAAUUUUAAAAGUAUCGUGUUCGGUUGUUGUAAUUAG
This is a messenger RNA of Paramuricea clavata, 1455 nucleotides long. Lineage: Eukaryota; Metazoa; Cnidaria; Anthozoa; Malacalcyonacea; Plexauridae. The record is from the annotation of a GenBank genome assembly.